CAGCUGACCUACCUUGCAUUCUAGAUCGCUCUCAAUACCCCUGUCCGACUCGCUAAACUUUGGCGUGAUGCUUGCACUCCCUUUACCGGACUGACACAAAACAGUUUGAGCAUGUUGGUGCAAGUUAUCGAGAUACGAAGAAAGUGCGUAGCCAUCUUCGACAAGAAAGUUUUCUGGUCGAUAUCGCGGUGAGAGAUCACGGCAUGCGGUAGCUUGGGCCCGGGAUUAGGGUUAGGCUCGAGCUUUUCAGGGAGAUAACUUGUAUGAUCACAAUCGCAUCCACCGUUGGUCCGUUAUCCAUCGUCGGGCCUGCAAUCAUCAGACGGAAUCUGAAGCUUUUUACUACGUAUACUAUGCUUGCCGCCAAAGUCAUCAGUAAAGAGCCUCUGGAUAACAAAGACGCGAAAUGGAUCCAUCUCAAGAAGAUCCACUACACUGAUCAAGACGGAAAACACAGACUUUGGGAAUCUGCCGAACGCACAACUCGCAAGGACUCUGGAAUAGAUGACCAAUGCUUUCCCCUCUCGACGGUCAUUAUAGAGCAAUACCGUCCUCCUCUCGACAACAUCGUCAUUGAACUUCCUGCUGGCCUCGUUGAUGCAGGCGAGACGGCUGAGGCAGCAGCCAUUCGAGAAUUGAAGGAGGAGACAGGAUACGAGGCCGAUGUGACCACCGAACCUGAGUCCUCACCGAUCGUUGUCAGUGACCCAGGGAUGACCAAUGCCAACAUGAAACUCGUGGUUGUAAGUGUCCUCCUAGAAGAUAAACUCGAAACACCUACCCCACAUCUUGAUGAUGGUGAACAUAUUAUCACCCGCGUCGUAGAGCUAGACCAACUCGUUAGCGAGCUCAAAGUGGAUGCUAAGCUCUCUCACUUUGCAGCUGGUUAUGCAAUGGCGAAGAGGAUCAGCAGUGGCGCAUUCCCCUGAGAUUGCUAAGGCAGGUCCUGACAUAUAUGAUAUCCCAAGAUGGAGUCGAAUGAAAAGAAAAAU
Molecule: messenger RNA, 992 nt
Organism: Suillus subaureus
Lineage: Eukaryota; Fungi; Basidiomycota; Agaricomycetes; Boletales; Suillaceae
Product: NUDIX hydrolase domain-like protein
Exons: 7
Coding region: 264-929 (221 amino acids)
Biological process (GO): nucleoside phosphate metabolic process; ribose phosphate metabolic process
Cellular component (GO): nucleus
Molecular function (GO): ADP-ribose diphosphatase activity
Source: RefSeq, a predicted model, not a curated record